AUGUCGUAUUUGGACAAUAUGGAUACAUGGAAUUUACAAAGUAUAUUAUUCAAUUUAACACCCUACUUUUCUACUGCUGAUGGGGUUAUUGAAAGUGAUGAAUUGGCUAGGGACCCACCUACCACUACUUGUGAUGUAUCAAACACACCUAUCACUACUUAUGAUGUAUCAUACCCAUCUACUACUUCUUGUAAUGUAUCAGACCCACCUACCACUACUUGUGAUGUAUCAAACACACCUAUCACUACUUAUGAUGUAUCAUACCCAUCUACUACUUCUUGUAAUGUAUCAGACCCACCUACCACUACUUGUGAUGUAACAGACCCCCUUACCACUACUUGUGAUGUAUCAAAAUCACCUACCACUUCUUGUGAUGUAACAGACCCCCCUACCACUACUUGUGAUGUAUCAGACCCACCUACCUCCACUUGUGAUGUAUCAAACCCACCUACAACUUCUUGUGAUGUAUCAAACCCAUCUACAACUACUUCUACAACUACUUGUGAUGUAUCAGACCCACUUACUACUUCUUGUGAUCUAUAUAACCCACCUACCACUUCUGUUGAUGCAUCAGACCCACCUACUACUACUUGUCAUGUAUCAUACCCACCUACUACUACUGGAGAUGAAAGCGAUCGUGAUGAAAGCGAUAGUGAAGAAGAGAUUAAAGUGUAUAAGAAGAAAGUCCGCAAGUGGUUAGAAGAGGAUAUUGAAUUAUUUAAGAAGGAAUUUGGGGAUAUUUAA
Molecule: messenger RNA, 744 nt
Organism: Lottia gigantea (owl limpet)
Lineage: Eukaryota; Metazoa; Mollusca; Gastropoda; Lottiidae
Exons: 3
Coding region: 1-744 (247 amino acids)
Source: RefSeq, a predicted model, not a curated record